AUGCGUAUCCUCCCGACAUUGAGCGGCCUCAUUCUGGCCGGCGUGGCCACCACCGCCGCCCUCAACAACAGCUUCUGCACCCCCAAGUCUGGCGAUGUCCAGGUAGUCCAGUACGCCUGGGCUCUCGAAUUCUUCGUCCAGCAAUACUACGCCUCCGUCCCAGUCAACCAGACCUUCCUCAACUCGGCGCUGAACAGCUCCACCGCAAACUACGCCUCCAACCUACAGGGCAUCAACCAGCAGAACCGCCUCGGCGUCCGGGCCACGCAGCAACUCGGCAAGCGCAUCAGUAACUUCACCGCGCCCGGCUGCAACUUCACCUUCCCCACCCCAGCCAGCAGCGAGGCGUUCCUAACCACCGCCCAGGCGUUCGAGUCCAACGUCUCCGCCGCCCUCGUCGGGCUCGAGGGCUUCACCCAGGCCCCCGAGGUCUCCUUCCUGAUCGCUCGUCUAGCCGCCCAGCACGCCGGCCACGCCGCCUACCUCGCGACUACCCAGGAGGCCGUCGUCUUCCAGAGCAACGUUACCUCGCUGGUAAGCGCCUACAGCCCCAGCUACGUGCUCUCCAACGGCACCAGCCCCGGCCAGCUGGGCCGCUACUUCAGGGGAUGCGUCUCGGCGCCUAAGCCCCCUUGCGGUAACCUUACCAUCGGGCCAUUGAUUGCCACCAGAGGUGGCAACUCUUCGACGAGCUCGAAUUCUUCCUCGUCUAGCUCCGCUUCUGGUGCUGCCACUUCUACGGGGUCUAGCAGGAGAAGAUUCUGGUAG
Molecule: messenger RNA, 768 nt
Organism: Aspergillus viridinutans
Lineage: Eukaryota; Fungi; Ascomycota; Eurotiomycetes; Eurotiales; Aspergillaceae
Product: ferritin-like domain-containing protein
Exons: 1
Coding region: 1-768 (255 amino acids)
Source: RefSeq, a predicted model, not a curated record